Ictalurus furcatus (blue catfish) is the source of this 1229-nucleotide messenger RNA. RefSeq names its product mitochondrial ribosomal protein L39 (gene mrpl39). The coding region runs from base 135 to 1151 and encodes 338 amino acids. Gene Ontology annotation, cellular component: mitochondrion. Gene Ontology annotation, molecular function: nucleotide binding; RNA binding. The record is from RefSeq and is a predicted model, not a curated record. The transcript has 10 exons. Lineage: Eukaryota; Metazoa; Chordata; Actinopteri; Siluriformes; Ictaluridae.
GUGAACACACAGCGGAUGUUAAAGCAUGGAGCGUUCUAUGCGCAGUAAUUGAUUGGUUAUUAGUUUUACAGAGUCGUGUGUGUGUAUAUAUAUUUACAUUACUUAAUCAGUGUUCGUUUGAAACAGGAAUUGACAUGGCGUGUCAGAGAGUGUGUCAAAUGGUGCAGCGCCGUUUGGUGUCCAGUGCGGCAGCUGAGCGUCUUUCUGCGUCUGAAUUGCGCAGUUGGCGUAGUACCUUGUUCUCCAAAGAGCAAGCUCGCCAGCGCUCACUGUAUCCCCGCGUUGAGAAAAUCGAGGUGACCAUGGAUGCCCCGGGGCUACAGGGAACACUUCUGGUGAUGAACAAGGGCAUGUCCACGCCAUAUAGCUGCGCAAGACAUUUGACAGAAUGGCACGUAACGAGUGCAGCUCUCGCCCUGGUGGACGGAGAGCCAUGGCACAUGCAUCGUCCGCUCACUCGCUCCUGCUCGCUCACACUGCUCACAUUCAAAGAUGCCAAUCCUCAGCUCGUUAACCAGGCGUAUUGGCGCUCCUGUGCAGCCUUGUUGGGCCAAGUGCUUGACGACGCCUUUAAGGAGGAGUACAGUGUGGACCUGCUGAAGAUUCCUGAAGUUCCUGUGACUGCUGGUGCUUUCUGCUGUGACGUGGUCCUGGAUCCUCGGUUGGAUUCCUGGACUCCAUCAGAGGAGAACCUGCGCUCAUUAACUUGUGAAGCUCAGCAGCUCAUGCUUAAAGAUUUACCCUGGGAGCCCCUGGAGGUGACGCCCCCUGUAGCAUUGGAGAUCUUCUCUCAUAGCAGGUAUAAACAAGAGGAGGUGGAAGAAAUGGCUGCUAAUUGCCCCAGUGGCACAGUGUCACUAUACAGGUGUGGGGAGCAUGUGACACUAUCAGAGGGCCCCCUGGUGGCCAGAACAGGUCUGUGCUAUCAGUAUGAAGUAACAUCACUGCAUACGCUUGGAGAAGGACGCUGGGGUUUACAGCGCCGAGCCCAGGGCCUCUCACUUCCCCUGAACCUCACGGUUCACCACGCAGUGUGGAGGAAGCUGAGGAAGAGAGCUGAGAAAUUGGUGGAGAUUCCCUCAUCUGCAGCCAUUAGACCUGUGACCACACCCCCUUCUCCCAAAACCACUCCCUCAUCUUCCCAACACUGACCUGCAACUAAUCAUGCGCAUAUAAAAUUCCUGUUUCAUCUUUGUGUAGUAUUGUUAUUGAAUAAACUACACAUGGCA